Molecule: messenger RNA, 3411 nt
Organism: Ochotona princeps (American pika)
Lineage: Eukaryota; Metazoa; Chordata; Mammalia; Lagomorpha; Ochotonidae
Gene: ARHGEF9
Product: Cdc42 guanine nucleotide exchange factor 9
Exons: 12
Coding region: 81-3212 (1043 amino acids)
Molecular function (GO): protein binding; guanyl-nucleotide exchange factor activity
Source: RefSeq, a predicted model, not a curated record
CCUUCUCAGAGCUGGUGCCGAAUGGUUACCUGGCUCAGACCUUCCCAGAUGGCCCUGAAGUAGAAGGCCUAACCAAAGAAAUGGGGCUGGACGAGCAGCCGGAGUCUGGCCAGUGUAAUGAGGGUGAGUUGGAUCCCAGGGAAGAGAGUGGCGGGAGCAAGAAGAAAACUAAAGUCAACAGAAUAUGGAAUUUUGUAAGCCGCAGAAAAGUGGCCACCAGCCAGGCGAAACGACCUCAGUCCAUGAUUGUAUUGGGAGACCGGUCCAAGACAUCAGAAGUGAAAUCCAAAAUCACAUUCAUGGAUCGCAUGAAAUCAAUUAGGAGACGGAAGCCUUCAGCUGCAUCCUCUAAGAAUCUGCCCUCUAGGAGCAGCAAGACUCAGGAUCCACAGGAAGCCUCAGAUAUCUGCCACAUCAGAAAAGCUGAGGAGGCCCCAAAGCCCUUUCGCCAUUCCUAUGCAGGUCACAUCGAGGGGCUGGAACCUUUCCUCACAGGUGUACAAGGACUAGCACCAGCCCCCAAGAGGGCGAGCCAGAAUUUAGCAGCCUUUGAUGACUGUGGCAUCCAAGUGGAUGAAAGAUCUGGGGAGGAUGAGGCCCCUGGGCAGCUAAAUGGCAGCAAACAAGCCAGAAGCUGUCCAAAAAUUACUUUGCCUAGGAGUCAUGAGGCUCCACACAUACAGGUCGAAGAAGCCAGAGUCAGUGAGCUUGAGACUAACAUUAGGAGAUCUAUAUCGGAAGGGGAAGUGGAGGGCAGGUUUGAGGAGAGCCGUGGAAGCCAGCACCGAGACAGGGCUGCACCUUUUGAUGUUGUCAUCAAGUUCUUCAGCAAUGUGGCUGAGGUAGCCCGCAAGUGGCGGGCAUUUUCCCGUGAAGAGUCACAGUUGGGCCACCACCGCCGUGAGUCCUACUUCAGUGGCUGCAAUGAUGGCUUCAUCCUGGAGGGUCCUGCUUCCGGGGCUGCCUUCCCACUCAAUCUGCCUUGCCCUGCUACUGUUGAAGCCACCUUCUGGAGCAGUGCCUCUGAGAGGCACCGUCGCCACCGGAAGGCCUCACAGGCCUCAUGCACUUUUGAGAUGAGCAUCGAGCGAGAGGAGAUACCAGUCCAGGGCCUGUUGGAUCCUUGUACUGCUGCCAACUCUGUGACAACGUCAGCUGUCUUUGAGUUUCAGAAGGACCCAUCACAGCGGAAUAGCCAAGGCCACAGUUAUUGCCGUGCCUUUGCUAGGGAGAACUCCUCUUCAGAGGAGCUUGAGGGAGAUACUGAGACUGUGGUCAGCUUCCUCAAGGAAGACGACAGUGCCAGUGAAUCCCCUGAACCGGGCAUGUGUGCCAAGAAAGUCACCACAGAGGCUAUCACAGGGAAGCUGAAAGACGAACCCAGUGACAUGAAGGAGCAGGCUGAUGGCAGGCCACCCCAGACAUCCAGCCAGGCCAGCCAGCCCCGGAAACCUAAGCUGAAAAUAGGUGCAGGGGAUACAGAGGGUAAAUCCGUCAAGGCCUGCACUGGAGUCUGCAAUGCUCAGGCCUUCGUUCCUCCAGCUGAACCACCACCUAGCGCUCCACCACUCAAAAUUCUCCUGGAAAAAUGCUACUCUCUGCCCAUCUCACAGAGUAUCCCCAUGGAGUUAGAUCAAGUAGGAUGGAGGAGACCCAUGAUAUUUUGCACUGGUAAAUUGAGCCAGGGCUCCAACACACUAGAAACCUGCAAGAAUAUUGGUGGAUUUUGGAAGCUUCGGGAACCAGGAAAUAAGCCAGUUGAUGAACUGAUCACUGGAGAUUCCAUCGUUAGUGCUGAGGCAGUAUGGGAUCACGUCACCAUGGCCAACCGGGAGUUGGCUUUUAAGGCUGGCGACGUCAUCAAAGUCUUGGAUGCUUCCAACAAGGAUUGGUGGUGGGGCCAGAUCGACGAUGAGGAGGGAUGGUUUCCUGCCAGCUUUGUGAGGCUGUGGGUGAACCAAGAGGAUGGGGUGGAGGAAGGACCCAGUGACGUGCAGAAUGGGCACCUGGACCCUAACUCAGACUGCCUGUGUCUUGGCCGGCCACUACAGAACCGUGACCAGAUGCGGGCCAAUGUCAUCAAUGAAAUCAUGAGCACUGAGCGUCACUACAUCAAGCACCUCAAGGACAUUUGUGAGGGCUACUUGAAGCAGUGCCGAAAGAGAAGGGACAUGUUCAGCGAUGAGCAACUAAAGAUAAUCUUUGGGAACAUUGAGGACAUCUACAGAUUUCAGAUGGGCUUUGUGAGAGACUUGGAGAAACAGUACAACAAUGAUGACCCCCACCUCAGCGAGAUAGGACCCUGCUUCCUGGAGCACCAAGAUGGAUUCUGGAUAUAUUCUGAGUAUUGUAACAACCACCUGGAUGCCUGCAUGGAGCUCUCCAAGCUGAUGAAGGAUAGCCGCUACCAGCAUUUCUUUGAGGCCUGUCGUCUGUUGCAACAGAUGAUUGACAUUGCUAUUGAUGGCUUUCUUUUGACUCCAGUACAGAAGAUCUGCAAGUAUCCUUUACAGCUAGCUGAACUUCUGAAGUAUACUGCCCAAGACCACAGUGACUACAGGUAUGUCGCAGCUGCUUUGGCUGUAAUGAGAAAUGUGACUCAGCAGAUCAACGAACGCAAGCGACGUUUGGAGAAUAUUGACAAAAUUGCACAAUGGCAGGCCUCUGUCCUAGACUGGGAGGGCGAGGACAUCCUAGACAGGAGCUCGGAACUGAUCUACACUGGGGAGAUGGCCUGGAUCUACCAGCCCUACGGCCGCAACCAACAGCGGGUCUUCUUCCUGUUUGACCACCAGAUGGUCCUCUGCAAGAAGGACCUAAUCCGGAGAGACAUCCUGUAUUACAAAGGCCGCAUUGACAUGGAUAAAUAUGAAGUGGUUGACAUUGAAGAUGGCAGAGAUGAUGAUUUUAACGUGAGCAUGAAGAAUGCUUUCAAGCUUCACAAUAAAGAGACCGAGGAGAUACAUCUAUUCUUUGCCAAGAAACUGGAGGAGAAAAUACGCUGGCUCAGAGCUUUCAGAGAAGAGAGGAAAAUGGUACAGGAAGAUGAAAAAAUUGGCUUUGAAAUUUCUGAAAAUCAGAAGAGACAGGCUGCAAUGACUGUGAGAAAAGUUCCUAAACAAAAAGGAGCUGGCAUCAUGGUGCAGAAGGUUAAGCUGUGGCUUGCAACGUUGACAUCCCAUAUCAGAACACCUGGAAUCCUGGCUGCUUAGCUUCUGAUCCAGUUUCCUGAUAACACGUCUGGAAAAGCAACGGAUGAUGGCUUAAGUACUUGGGCACUGCCACCCAUGUGGGAGACUUGAUGGAGUCCCUGACUCCUGACCCAGCCCUUCUCAGGGUGGUCAUUUGAAAGUGAACCACUGGAUGAAAUAUCUCUUUGUGUCUAUUUCUCCUCUCUAACUCUGCCUUUCA